Messenger RNA from Hipposideros armiger (great roundleaf bat), 2181 nucleotides. It is a transcript of the gene USF1, whose product is annotated as upstream transcription factor 1. The record is from RefSeq and is a predicted model, not a curated record. Bases 581 to 1690 code for a protein of 369 amino acids. The transcript is spliced from 11 exons. Gene Ontology annotation, biological process: regulation of transcription by RNA polymerase II. Gene Ontology annotation, molecular function: RNA polymerase II cis-regulatory region sequence-specific DNA binding; protein dimerization activity; DNA-binding transcription factor activity, RNA polymerase II-specific. NCBI's taxonomy places the organism in Eukaryota, Metazoa, Chordata, Mammalia, Chiroptera, Hipposideridae.
GCGCUUCAUCUCCCGCCCGCUUUGUGGGCCGACUCGCGUCCCCGCGCGUCCCGCCCUGCGCGCCCGGCCGAGCGCGGCGUCGUGUCUGCGGGCGCUGCGGGGCGGGCCGGGGCCGAGGCCCGGCGCCUGUGGCCUGCGGGCCCGCGGGAGACGCCGCCGCGUUCCCGGCGAGGUCCGCGCGCCGGCCGCUGUCGGGACCGGACCGCUCUGCUCUCCCUUUGUGUCCAGACCGAGCGGGCGCUCGCUGGGCCCCUCGCGCCUGAGCGUGCGCGCCCCCGCGCCCGUCGCUCUCGGGGUCGCGGCCCCCAGCGCUCGGGAGGUGCUGCCGCGCGUCCGCGAGGAUCGGCGUGCGCAGGCCGGCGCGGGGCGGGUGUCCUCCGCGGCUGUCCCUGGCUGACAGCCGGGCGGUGGAGCCGCCUCCCGCGCCGGCCCUCCUGCAGUCGGCGCUGCGAGCCCGGGCGGGCGCUGCCCGCAGCUUCCAGCGGGGAGAAGCAGGACUUAGCACUCAGGCCUGUGAGUCAGGAUAUACGAAGACUUCCAAAGAAGGACCAGUUCCUCGGAUGUGCCCCCUCACAGAGAGAUGAAGGGGCAGCAGAAAACAGCUGAAACGGAAGAGGGGACAGUGCAGAUCCAGGAAGGUGCAGUGGCAACGGGGGAAGACCCAACCAGUGUGGCUAUCGCCAGCAUCCAGUCAGCUGCCACCUUCCCCGACCCCAACGUCAAGUACGUCUUCCGAACUGAGAAUGGGGGCCAGGUGAUGUACAGGGUGAUCCAGGUGUCCGAGGGGCAGCUGGAUGGCCAGACUGAGGGGUCUGGAGCCAUCAGUGGCUACCCUGCCACUCAAUCUAUGACCCAGGCGGUGAUCCAGGGUGCAUUCACCAGUGACGAUGGCGUUGACACAGAGGGGACAGCUGCUGAGACGCACUAUACGUACUUCCCCAGCACGGCCGUGGGAGAUGGGGCAGCAGGGACUACAUCCGGGAGCACCGCAGCUGUUGUCACUACCCAGGGCUCAGAGGCACUGCUGGGACAGGCGACCCCUCCCGGCACUGGUCAGUUCUUUGUGAUGAUGUCACCACAAGAAGUGUUGCAAGGAGGUGGCCAGCGCUCCAUUGCUCCCAGGACCCACCCUUACUCCCCGCUGCCCUGGGCUCCGUUGUCAGGAAGUCAGAAGCUCCCCGGACGACUCGGGAUGAGAAACGCAGAGCUCAGCAUAAUGAAGUGGAGCGCCGCCGCCGAGACAAGAUCAAUAACUGGAUUGUGCAGCUGUCCAAGAUCAUCCCCGACUGCUCCCUGGAGAGCACCAAGUCUGGCCAGAGCAAAGGUGGGAUUCUAUCCAAAGCCUGUGAUUACAUCCAGGAGCUUCGGCAGAGUAACCACCGGCUGUCUGAAGAGCUGCAGGGGCUUGACCAGCUGCAGCUGGACAACGACGUGCUUCGACAGCAGGUGGAAGAUCUUAAAAACAAGAACCUGCUGCUGCGAGCCCAGCUGCGGCACCACGGAGUGGAGGUGGUCAUCAAGAGUGACAGCAACUAGCUGUCGGCCUCGGGGGCUUUGGGCCCUGCAGCCCCGUGCCCAGGACUGCAGACAAGCUAACCUGGGCCCCUUUCCUUCACCGCCCACUUCUGGCACGGACGGGACUGGGACGGGACUGGGGGAGUUCAGAGGCGAGUGUGCACAGGCCCUGUGAUACAGCAGCCUGCCGUGGUGUGAAACGCGUGGACGUGCACUGACGGCCUUGCCCAGCUCCACCGUGCAGCCCCUGGGCCCUGGUGCUCUCUGCACAGCGCGGGUGCUGUCUCCAGCUGGAUAUUGGACACACAGAAAUGGGGGGCUCACCCAGUGCUUGCUUACAGCACCAGCAGAGGGUCGGCUGACCAGUGAUGCUCUGGCUUGCCGGGGACUCUGGAACUUCCACGGGCUCUCCCUUCCCCUGGAGCUCAGAUGUGCACCUGAGGACGCUGGGGAACAGGCUUUAGGCACAAGUGGGGGAAAGGAUGCUGAGCAGUGGCAGCUGCCCCAUGAAGAGAAGACUGGCCAGCAGCUGAGGCCCACGCAGAAGGAGCCAGGGAAAGCCACAGGCAGGGGCCCACGGGGCCUUCCCCUUCGUGGGGACUGCUGAUUUUUUCCCUUUUCUUUCCUUUUUUUUUUUUUUUUUAAGAUAAAAUAUUCAGAGCCAUA